This is a messenger RNA of Knipowitschia caucasica, 357 nucleotides long. The record is from the annotation of a GenBank genome assembly. NCBI's taxonomy places the organism in Eukaryota, Metazoa, Chordata, Actinopteri, Gobiiformes, Gobiidae.
AUGGGGAAACCAGACACUUCAGAGGAGCAGGAGGACCAGGCCUCAUCAGAGACUGAGGAGAAGACAGAGGAGGGUGCUACAGGAAAGACAAAUAAGAGGAAAGUGAAAGGUCCUACAGCAAAGACAAAGAAGAUAAAGGAGGAGAAUCCUACUGCGCAGGCUGGGGAGGGUCCUACAGGCCUCCCUCAGCGGUCAUGGUGCCUGGUCCACCCUCAGGUGCCUCCUCUCUUCUGUCAGGACGAUAGGCAGUGCUUCUGUAUGGUCUGUGAUCUCUCUGUCCACAAAUCUCACACGAUGCUGAGUGAAGAGGAGGCAGAGAAGAGGCUAAGGCUCCUCUGCAAUCCAGAACCAGUGUGA